AUGACUGCGGCUGUAGCAGUGGCUGCGGCUGUGUCUGCGGCUGUAGCAGUGGCUGCGGCUGUGUCUGCGGCUGUAGCAGUGGCUGCGGCUGCGGCUGUGUCUGCGGCUGUGGCUACGGCUGCGGCUUUGGCUGCGGCUUUGGCUGUAGCAGUGGCUGCGGCUGUGGCUGCGGCUGCGGCUGUGUCUGCGGCUGUAGCAGUGGCUGCGGCUGUGUCUGCGGCUGUAGCAGUGGCUGCGGCUGCGGCUGAGUCUGCAACUGUGGCUACGGCUGCGGCUUUGGCUGUAGCUGUGGCUGCGACUGUAGCAGUGGCUGCGACUGUGGCUGCGGCUGUGGCUGUGGCGGCGGCUGUGGCUGCGGCUGCGGCUUGGGACUGA
Molecule: messenger RNA, 375 nt
Organism: Procambarus clarkii (red swamp crayfish)
Lineage: Eukaryota; Metazoa; Arthropoda; Malacostraca; Decapoda; Cambaridae
Source: RefSeq, a predicted model, not a curated record